This is a messenger RNA of Dinoponera quadriceps, 3957 nucleotides long. It is a transcript of the gene trpl, whose product is annotated as transient-receptor-potential-like protein. Gene Ontology annotation, cellular component: cation channel complex; membrane. Gene Ontology annotation, molecular function: store-operated calcium channel activity; protein binding; inositol 1,4,5 trisphosphate binding. The record is from RefSeq and is a predicted model, not a curated record. Gene Ontology annotation, biological process: manganese ion transport; calcium ion transmembrane transport; regulation of cytosolic calcium ion concentration. The transcript is spliced from 17 exons. NCBI's taxonomy places the organism in Eukaryota, Metazoa, Arthropoda, Insecta, Hymenoptera, Formicidae. The coding region runs from base 200 to 3727 and encodes 1175 amino acids.
UUCGCCGUCGAAGGGUCGUUUCCGAGCUCCGCCGACCGAGUCGUUUUUCCCCGUGAGGACGCUUCUCUUCGUUUCGUCAGGGACUCGGGGGGACUCGGUGCCUCGUAGUUACUCGUGCCGGUGAAGGAUAUGGUCGUUCUCGGUGAGAACGCAGUUGAAGGCAGUCAGGACAGCCACAAGUGAGAAUCGGAGGCUCAGGAUGAACGACGUGCAGAACGAGGACAUGGAGGCCGCCACUCAGGACACGGGCAACUACGUGCUUCGUCUUCCUCGGUCGCUCAAUCUCGAGGAGAAGAAGUACCUGUUGGCCGUGGAGAGGGGCGAUCUACCCAAUGUAAAGAGGCUGCUACAGGUUGCGAACAAAGGCAAGGGGAGACCGCUGGACAUGAAUUGCGUGGACAGCCUGGGUCGCGGUGCCUUAACGUUGGCGAUAGAAUCGGAGAAUUUAGAAAUGGUCGAGUUGCUGGUUGUGAUGGGAGUCGAGACCAAGGACGCCCUGCUCCACGCCAUUGAUCAGGAAUUCGUGGAGGCGGUCGAGCUGCUGUUGGAACACGAAGAACUUCUUACGGCGAACCAAUUGAUUGAACAAGAUUCGGAUAAGGAGAUUAUACACAGCUGGCAGAAGGUAGACGCGGCAUCGGCUAGAUAUCCGGUGGACAUGACACCCUUGGUGCUCGCGGCGCAACGCAACAAUUACGAGAUCCUGAAGCUUCUACUCGACAGGGGAGCCACCCUGCCGAUGCCGCACGACGUGAGGUGCGGCUGCGACGACUGUCUUCAGGCGGCUACUUGCGACCCGUUGAGAUUAUCGUCCACCAGGAUCUCCGAGUACAAAGCAUUGGCCAGUCCAAGUUUAAUAGCGCUGAGCUCCAGCGAUCCUCUGAUGACCGCUUUCCAGCUGAGCUGGGAGCUCAGGGAGUUGUCAGUAUCGGAACCGGAAAGCAGAGCCGAGUACUUGAAACUGCGGCGGCAAGUGGAGAAAUUCGCCGUGGACCUGUUGCAACACGUGCGGACCACCACGGAGCUGGACACCAUUCUAAAUUACGAUCCCGAGGAGAAAAACGCCGAACUCAGCAAACAGCUGGCUCGAUUGGAACAAGCCAUAGAGUACAAGCAAAAGAGAUUCGUCUCGCAUUCUCACGUUCAGCAACUGUUGGCGGCGAUUUGGUACGAAGGCGUGCCCGGAUUUCGAAGAAUGUCCACCACGCAGAGAGUGGGUAUCCUCCUAAAGACGGCGGUCCUAUUUCCCUUUUUUUGCAUCAUGUACUACUUGAUGCCCGAGUCCAAGACCGGCCGGCUCAUGCGAAGACCCUUCAUGAAAUUCCUCGUUCACGCCUCGUCUUACUUGUUUUUCUUGUUCGUACUCAUGCUGGUGUCGCAGCGUGCGGAAGUCGAGAUUGUCAGACUCCUGGGCACUCAGGAAAUGAAGAGAAAUCUGGAGGCUUAUUUGGCGAGGCAAAGAGGCGCCGCCCCUACACCUCUGGAAGGUAUCGUCGUGCUGUACGUCGUCGGAUUCGUGUGGGAAGAAAUAAGAGAGGUAUACGUGGACGGUCUGAAGGCUUACUUGCGGGACAUGUGGAACUUCAUCGACUUUACGAGGAACAUGCUGUAUCUAGCGACCGGCCUUCUCCGGCUGGCGGCUUAUCUUCAGCAACGCGCCGAAAUAGGAAUGGACCCGUCCGCCGCGCUGAUACCGCGGGAGAACUGGGGCGACUUCGACCCACAGCUGAUCGCGGAGGGCCUCUUCGCGGCCGCAAAUGUCUUCAGUGCUUUGAAGCUUGUACAUCUCUUCAGCAUCAAUCCCCACCUGGGACCUCUUCAGAUAUCACUGGGCAGGAUGGUGAUCGACAUCGUCAAGUUCUUUUUCAUCUACACCUUGGUAUUAUUCGCCUUCGCCUGCGGCCUGAAUCAACUUCUGUGGUAUUUUGCCGAAUUGGAGAGGCAGAAAUGUUACAGCGGAAUGUUGGAUCCCUCGUGGGACGCCGGCAGUGACGCCUGCUUAAGAUGGAGAAGAUUCAGCAACCUGUUCGAAUCGUGCCAGAGUCUCUUCUGGGCCAGUUUCGGCAUGGUCGGCAUCGAGACCUUCGAACUUACCGGAAUCAAGUCGUACACUCGAUUUUGGGGCCUGCUAAUGUUCGGAUCGUAUUCCGUGAUCAACGUGAUCGUCCUGCUGAAUCUACUGAUAGCCAUGAUGAGCAACAGCUACGCCGUUAUUGAGGAACACUCCGACAUCGAGUGGAAAUUCGCGCGGACGAAGCUCUGGAUGAGCUACUUCGAGGACACCGGCACCCUGCCGGCGCCCUUCAACAUCUUCCCGCCUCCGAAGUUGCUCUUCCGGCUGUGCGGUCUGCGGAAGAAGCCGCUCGGCAGACGCUGCAGCCAACGUCGACGAGCGCGUGAAUACAAGUACGGAGCCGUUAUGAAAGCCCUGAUAUGGCGCUACGUUGUGAACGCGCACAGCGAGCACGAGAUGGAACCCGUCACCGAGGACGACGUCCACGAGCUCAAGGCCGACCUGUCGUCCUGGAGAUGCGAGCUUCUGGACGUCCUGCAGAAGAACGGCAUGAACAUCGGCGACGUGGACAUGAAAGAGAAGACUGUACUCGGUAAGAAGAUGAAGAUCUGGGAAAGAAGGUUGAUGAAGGACUUCCAAGUGGCGGGCCCCGUGAAUGCCGCUGAAGCCGAUCUCCACGAGGAAAUAGCUCUCCAGCAGCCCGAGGAUGAGAACAAUGUCGAACGAUGGAAGAGAAUCGCGAAACUGGCCGUGUUGACCUCGACCGAGCGCCGUUGGAGUCAGGUGGUGAGGAACGCCGUGAAGAGUUCUCAGAUCGGCAGGAGCACCAGCAAGGCGUCGUUGCAGAACCAGCAGAGCCUGAAGAGAGCCAUGGAGGAGGCGAGGCGUAUCGCACAGAAGAGCCCGUUGUCGCCCAUCGUGCCGGUCCAAUUGCCGGAGACCACGGCGGCGACGAUACUGCACGUUCUGCACGACAUCGUCGAGACCGACGACGUUGAUAAAUUUCCGGAACCUCUCGGAGAUGGCACCCAAUGCUUCAAAGCCAUGCCACAGCCGAAAUUCGAUUCUAUCGACAAGACCACCGUUGCGAAAGCUACGGCGCCGUUGUUACCGCUUCGCACAUCGCCACCGCGAGUGAUCAAACGAAAGAUGGCGGCGCCCGUUCCCAGCGCUCAACCAUCGACCGGGCAACCGUCAACUUCCCAGCUGUCGGCUACGACAAUCCCGACUAAUGCGGCCGCUGCUUCCGCUGGCUCUGCCAAGGCGGCUUCUACGUCUGCUGCCGCCGGUACAAGCACGACUGUCGUUAGCACCACCGCCGCGUCUACCGUAUCUGCAGCUUCUGCGAAGACCACCGACGCAAAGACCGCUUCUUCUGCUACCGCGAAAUCCACCGCAUCCACCGUCAGCAUCGCCACCACCACCACCGCCAUCUCCGCAGCCGCUACUUCCAGCGCCGCAAGGACUCCCUCCGGUUCUACCGCGGAAUGUCGAGGCAAAUCUUCCGCCGCUGGGAGCGCAGCUGCGGCCAGCGUCAAGGAUGACGGCAGUUCGGUCAGAGCGCGUCCGAAAGUUUCGCACAGCCCUAAACUCCCAACUAUGCCGUCGUUGACGGUCAUCACGAGCAGCGGCAAGGACAACGAUCGCGAGAAGCUCGUCGACAUUAUGCCGAAAUCGCCGCACGGUAGAUCGUCGAGAGGAGGAUGGCUUUGAACGUACGGCUGUAAAUAAAUGUUGAAAUCAUUAGGACGAUUUUGUCGCGAUUUCGCGUUGGUGAAACUCGGAAAUUAAGAGGAAAAAGAAACACGAUCGUUACAUUACGACAGGUUGAGUCGUUAUCAUCGCUGAAGAUGCUUCGAAAGUAAGGCCAGACGUUCAACAACGUUUAACAAUGUAAACUUCUACGUCCUGUUACAUUAAUAUUAAAAUUCACGUAUCUCCAA